GGUUGGAAGGCAUUAAUUGCGCGAACUGUACAGUCGGUGCUUGGGCUGCACAAUGUUCCUGCCUAUCUUUGGACAGAUUCCACAGUGACACUGGGCUGGAUUCAUGGACAUCCGUCACGCUGGAAGACGUACGUCGCUAAUCGUGUUGCCGAGAUUCAGAGAAUGGUGCCUGACGCCCAUUGGCGUCACUUGACAGGUCGUGAAAAUCCUGCUGAUUGCGCCUCUCCGGGAAUACUCCCGAGCGACCUGGUUACCUGGUGGAGGAAAGAAAUCGACAACAUUAAAGAAAAUCAACCGCUAUCUAGAGGGUGCAUACUCACCAAAUUAAGCCCCUUUGUGGAUGUGCUGGAAGUGCUUCGGGUAGGUGGACGUAUCAAGUACGCACUGCUGGCCUAUGACGAGAAACAUCCAAUGAUCCUACCGGGCGAGUCUCAUUUCGCCAAACUCGUCAUCGAGGCUUGUCAUCGAGGUACUCUUCAUGGUGGAGGUCAGGCCACGCUGGGAUUGAUACGACAGCAUUAUUGGAUUCCUCGCGGCAGGGCUCUAGUCAAGAAUCUCAUUCACCGUUGCGUAUCUUGCUUGCGAUGGCGGGUGGCGCCCUCUCUUCAACUCAUGGGGGAUCUACCGAGACAGAGAGUGACUUCAGCACGCCCUUUCUUGAACACGGGCGUCGAUUACGCUGGUCCUAUGAUACUGCGGACGACCAAGGGACAAGGACAAAAGGCGUACAAUGCCUUAGUGGCUGUGUUCGUUUGCAUGAGCUCUCGGGCUGUGCACCUUGAAAUUGUUUCAGAUUACAGUUCCGAAGCUUUCUUGGCUGCCUUACGACGCUUUGUGUCGAGACGCGGCUUGUGUCACACCAUCUACAGCGACUGCGGCACUAAUUUUGUAGGAGCUGACAGACAGCUUAGAGCUAUGUUUGCCGCCAGCAGCUCAGGAGGACGAAAAAUCGCCGAUGGCCUCGAGUCCCUCAAGAUACAGUGGCGCUUCAAUCCUCUCACUGCGCCUCACUUCGGAGGCUUAUGGGAGGCCGCCGUAAAAUCAAUGAAGCAUCACUUGCGGAGAGUGUUGGGAGAAUCUACGCUGACUUACGAGGAGAUGGCUACCCUUCUUGCGUAG
Messenger RNA from Cyphomyrmex costatus, 1119 nucleotides. RefSeq lists its product as uncharacterized. Gene Ontology annotation, biological process: DNA integration. Gene Ontology annotation, molecular function: nucleic acid binding. The transcript has 2 exons. Lineage: Eukaryota; Metazoa; Arthropoda; Insecta; Hymenoptera; Formicidae. The annotation marks the transcript as partial. The record is from RefSeq and is a predicted model, not a curated record.